Messenger RNA from Colossoma macropomum (tambaqui), 2687 nucleotides. It is a transcript of the gene plgrkt, whose product is annotated as plasminogen receptor, C-terminal lysine transmembrane protein. The record is from RefSeq and is a predicted model, not a curated record. The coding region runs from base 130 to 579 and encodes 149 amino acids. Gene Ontology annotation, biological process: positive regulation of plasminogen activation. Gene Ontology annotation, cellular component: plasma membrane. Lineage: Eukaryota; Metazoa; Chordata; Actinopteri; Characiformes; Serrasalmidae. The transcript has 5 exons.
GCUGAGCCGGAUGUGUGGCGGGAUUGUAUGUGUGUACAUGUGUCAAGAUUUACAGUGUAAUAAAACAUAAUCAAACAGCAGAUUAACGUCUCACACUUUGACACGCAGCGAGUUUGAGGUUUCACCACAAUGGGGUUUUUACUCUCCAAAUCCAUGGACCAGAAUCUGAAGAAACAGCAGGAGUUCAUGCUCCACAAUGCUCGAAUCCAGAUGGAGCGUCAGAUCCUGAUGCAGAAUGAAAUGCGCGAGCGGCAGAUGGCCAUGCAGAUCGCCUGGUCCAGAGAAUUCAUCAAAUACUUUGGAAGCUUCUUUGGCCUGGCAGCAUUCGGCCUCACUGCGGGAGCCAUAAAGAGGAAGAAGCCUGCUCUGUUUGCCCCUGUGAUUCCACUCAGCUUCAUUCUGGUCUAUCAGCUGGACAUGGCAUACGGGACGCUCAUCCACCGCAUGAGAGAUGAAGCCGAGAGCAUCAUGGCGUCUGAAGGAGAUCGUUUGAGUUUGCCUCAUGGAACGCCGACAUUCGAGAGCGUUGAGAAAGCACGAAGAGCCAAAUCUCACCUCCCCCUUCUCUCUGAGAAAUGAGGAACCCUCCACCUGUCUUUUUUUCUGGGUCAGCGUCAACCAAUUAUAAUGAAAGCCCAUCUCUGACCGAUGAAGAUCACUCAAUUACGCCAAUGAAAGAGCUGUCAAAGCGUUACCAAAGCAUUGCCAUACAUUAAUAAAAACUACUGUUUUCAUACUAAUCUGUAUCUGCUGCAUCUGCUGAAUGCUGUCAACAAUAAUCUUGUUUUAAAAAGACUCGGAAUGCAUUUACAGUACAAGCCGAUGAGCAGGUGCUGAAGCAGAGGCAGCGGAUGGAGAUCAGGUUGAAAGACUGGAGUAUUCUUUAAACUCUUUACUCCACAGCAAGCAAGUGUUCAGGUGUCACUAAGACUUGUAAUUACUGUUGAUUAGAAAUGUGUAACCUGGAUGUAAUUUAUGGUUCAUUUUUAUCUCCUAAUUGUGUACAUUUAUCAAUGACUAAUAUGUAGCAAUCAGUGUGUUCAGGCACUUUCCGUCCAUUUUACUUCAUCAGGCAAGCCCCCCAGGGUAAGAUGCCCACAUUUCUGACUUCUCCUCUGGUCAGAGGAUGGUGUUAAACCUAAUUUUGACAAAUUUACUGAAUAACUGUGAUCUGACAUUCUAAAUUCAGUCUGUAUCACUGCAUUCGUUGGAUAUAUUAAAUUAAAAAGAUUUUUUUUUUCUUUUGAUGUGUAAAAUUUAAAGUUAGACCUUUGGCGUAAAUCGUCUCCUCAGACUCAGGGCAAAAGCCCCCUUUAGCAUUUUUCCCCCAGAAAUAUUAUUUCGUUAAAUUUUCAUCAUUAAAACACAAAGUUGUUCACUGGAGUUUCACUGGCUAGCUAGCGUUAGCAUUAUGCACUUACUACAUCGAUCAUUAGCAUCGCUAAAAAGUUUGUCUACAGUUUAUAAAGAUUUUUUAAACUUUUAGUUCUACUUGAGUUUUGCAGCUAAACAUAGAUAAAUACGCAGCCAACGCAUCAUGUGCUGAUCACUUGCACUUCUCCGUUAAAUGUUGUUGCCAUUUUCAUGUUGUUAUAACGUAAUGUAAUAGAUGUCAGCCUAUUAUUAUAAUAACUGAUCAAGGCUAUUUACUUCAGCCUAAAAUAUUUGGUAACACUUCAUGUAAAGGCUACCUAGACUUUAUUACACAUGAAUAAUCAUUGAAUAACAUAUUCAUAAAGCAAUACUUGAGUAUUUAUGAACAGCUGAUGUUAUUAAUCGCAAGAUGACAUAAGAUGUUUUAUGAAGUAAAUGACAUUGUACUGAUGUAAGGGACCUUAAACUCAAGUGAUGGACAGUUUGUUUCAUUUAUAACACUGUUAUAACUGUUCUCCUCAAAUGAUGGAGCUUAUACAGGGCUAUGCAGAGGCCUAAAUAAAAACACUAUUGAUUAUUAUACUAUAAUCAAAUAUAAGUGCAAAAGUGGAUAACUUCAUAAGUAACUACAUAAGUACAUAAUUCAAUACUUAUUUAUGUGUUAUGAAGUCCUUAUGCAGGCUUCAAAUAAAGUGUUACCAGAUAUUCAGUGUUGAACUCCAAGGGAACGACAGUUUUUGUUGAAUGCAAAUGAUUUGAAUGUAAAUUAUGCAUUCUGUAAAAAUCAGAUCACAGCUGAUGGCAGAUUUUCUUCAUGGCGCUUCUUAUCCUGGGCAGAUAUUGAGAUGAGUCAUUGCCCCUUUACAAGAUUUGAAUUUUUGUGCUAUAUAAACAAAACUCCUGUUUCCCCAAACUGUUUACUGGUUUGUUUCAUCAUCCUCUACAUGCUGAAGUCAUAGUUUACUUUAACAGUCAGUGGACCGUGUUCUUAACAUGGGCUACACACAUGUACUCUAUGUGUCCAAAAGUUUGUAGACACCUGCUCGUCCAGCGCUUCCUCGGAAAUGAAGGGUAUUAAUAGUGAGUUUGGCCCCCUUUUGCUGAGGUAGCAGCCUCUAAUCUUCUGGGAAGGCUUUACACUAGAUGUUGAACAUUGCUGUGGGGAUUUUUGAUUGCUGCUUUAGUGAGGUCAAGUACUGAUGUUGGCAGGGGUGUAAAGAGUACUGAAAAUCCCUACUCAAGUACAAGUACUGGUACUGUAGUGAUGAUUUACUCAAGUUCAAGUAUUAGUAAAUAAAAUUACUCCAGUAAGA